Molecule: messenger RNA, 4380 nt
Organism: Drosophila grimshawi
Lineage: Eukaryota; Metazoa; Arthropoda; Insecta; Diptera; Drosophilidae
Product: probable phospholipid-transporting ATPase IIB
Exons: 6
Coding region: 107-3862 (1251 amino acids)
Biological process (GO): retrograde vesicle-mediated transport, Golgi to endoplasmic reticulum; endocytosis; phospholipid translocation
Cellular component (GO): trans-Golgi network; plasma membrane; endosome
Molecular function (GO): ATP hydrolysis activity; magnesium ion binding; ATP binding
Source: RefSeq, a predicted model, not a curated record
AGAUUUGAGGCAAUCGUGAGAAGAAGACACACCUGCUUAGAAUCUGCUCGCAUUUUUUGGGCUCUCUUCGAACACAUUUUGCAUUUAGAGAGCGCUCUCUUACGCCAUGACUGAUAACGCACUGCCGCUACGUGACUUUGACGAAGAGAGCGAAGAGACUGAUUCGGAAACAGAAUUGCUCAUACGCCACACACACAGUGACGCUGCCAUUGCCAAUAGCAACAACAACAGCAACAACAACAACCACAACAACAGCCAUGGGCAAAGACGACGCAAAAGCUCAACUGGUUACGGCGGCAUUGGGGCCAUUGGUAGCCCAACCAGCGGCAGCGCCAGCUUUUUAGGUAAUCUAUUCAGUCUUGGCUCAGCCGCCGGCCAGAUACGUUAUAGAAAUGAGCGGAGUCGCGAGCGCGCAAAAUACUCGAAUAGCAACAGCAGCAGCGGCACUGCAACGCGACACAUUACGUCGGAGACAACGUCCGUUCAAACGAAACUGGCGCAACUAACACAAACGGACGCCAGCAGCGGCGGUGUCGAUGGCUCUGCCCCGCAUCCCACUGAAAUUGGUGCACCCAACGGCAUUGGCCCCCACACCGAAAUCGAUCCCGAGAACGGCUCCUCAACAGUCUUCUAUCAGAACAAUCGCAGACGCAGCAAAGGACGCAGCAUCGGCAAUGUCUGCAAAAUGUGUCUGUGCAGUUGCUGGAAGAAAUGGUUUAGGCCACGCGAGCUGCGAGCUCGCUCCGUCAACUUGGGCAGAUCGAAUACGGAGAAGUUUCCGCCAAACGAGAUACGAAACCAGAAGUAUAAUUUCAUCACGUUCCUGCCGCUGGUUCUCUUCGAGCAGUUUCGCUUCUUUCUCAAUCUGUACUUUCUGCUGAUGGCACUCUCGCAGUUCAUACCAGAUAUACGCAUUGGUUAUCCCUACACGUAUUGGGGUCCACUCGGAUUUGUGCUGAUGGUGACCAUUUGCCGCGAGGCAGUCGACGAUUUGCGACGCCAUCAACGGGAUCAUGAGGUCAACUCGCAGAAGUACAAACGCCUCUCGGCGACACAUGGCAGCGGCUACGAGAUGGUGCCCAGCUCCAAGUUGAAAGUGGGAGACGUCAUCAUUGUUGAGAAGAACGAGCGAGUACCCGCAGAUCUUAUACUACUGCGCACAAGCGAUCGCAGCGGCUCGGUUUUUGUGCGCACCGAUCAACUGGAUGGCGAAACAGACUGGAAGCCACGACUGGCGGUGCCCUACACCCAGAAACUCAAUCGGGAUGCGGAUUUGCACAACAUCGAUGCGAGUUUUUAUGUGGAGAAGCCACAAAAUGAUAUACACAGCUUUAUAGCCACAUUCAGCAUUAGCGAUGGCAGCGAGGACACCGGUCUCAGCGUGGAGAACACCCUGUGGGCCAACACUGUAGUUGCUGCCGGCACUGCCACCGGAAUUGUCAUUUACACGGGCUGCGAGACGCGCAGCGUAAUGAAUAACUCACAGCCCCGCUCCAAGGUGGGUCUGCUGGACACCGAAAUCAACGGACUGACCAAGGUGCUAUUUUGUGCCGUGCUAGGAUUAUCGUUAGUGAUGAUGAUGCUGAAGGGUUUCGGUGGUCCAUGGUAUCGUUAUAUGUUCCGCUUUGUGCUGCUCUUCUCGUAUAUCAUACCGAUUAGUCUGCGCGUGAAUCUCGACAUGGGCAAGGCCUUCUACUCGUGGCAAAUGCAAAACGAUGACAAUAUCAAAGGCACCGUGGUGCGCUCCACAACAAUACCCGAGGAGCUGGGGCGCAUCUCUUAUGUGCUGACUGACAAAACGGGCACACUCACCCAAAACGAGAUGGUCUUCAAGAAGAUCCAUCUGGGCAUUGUGUCCCACGACUUGGACACAUUUCAUCACAUUGGCCAAAUCAUACAAAAGCUUUCGGGCAAUUUGAUGCAACAGCAGGGCAGUCUCUCAAGUUCCAGCAGCGCUGGCGAGUCGAUUAAGCCCAUGUUUGCUGGCAAUCGCAUGCGCCGUCCCGAGGGCUGGCGGGAGUGGGAGGCGGUACGUGCUCUGGCUUUGUGCCACAAUGUGACGCCAGUAAGCGAUGAUGAGGACAAUCGUUCGGUGUCCACCGCUUCGACGGUGACUGGUGGCAAUAAUUCACCCACCAAAUCUGUGAUAAACAUUGAGGCGCCUGGCAGCACCGAUACGGAACACCAGUAUCAGGCCGCCUCGCCCGACGAAAUAGCCCUUGUCAAGUGGACCGAACAGGUAGGCCUAACACUCAUAGCCCGAGAUCUGAACACAAUGACGCUGCAAGUGAAGACGGCCACCGAGGAUAAUGACAUACUGAUGCAGUAUCAGAUCCUGCAGCUGUUCCCCUUUACGAGCGAGACCAAACGCAUGGGCAUCAUUGUGCGAGAAAGCAAGACGGGUCAGAUAACGUUUUAUUUAAAGGGCGCCGAUGUGGUUAUGUCCAGCAUUGUGCAGUACAACGACUGGCUGAGUGAGGAAUCGGACAACAUGGCGCGCGAGGGUCUGCGCACCCUCGUCGUUGCCAAGAAGAUGCUCACCGAGGAGCAGUACAACGACUUCGAGAUGCGCUACAAUGCGGCCCGUCUCAGCAUUACAGAUCGUGUGGCCAAAGUGGCUGCCGUCGUCGAAUCACUGGAACGGGAAAUGGAACUGCUGUGUCUCACUGGUGUCGAGGAUCGGCUGCAGGAGAAUGUGCGUCCCACGCUGGAGUUGUUGCGCAAUGCCGGCGUGCGUGUUUGGAUGCUGACGGGUGACAAGCUGGAGACCGCUUGCUGCAUUGCCAAAUCGUCACAGCUCAUUGGACGCAAUCAGGGGCUGCAUGUGCUGCGCUCGGUAAAGACGCGCAUGGAGGCGCAUCAAGAGCUUAACCAAUUCCGACGCAAGCAGGGCCACGCUCUGGUCAUAUCCGGCGAGUCCCUGGAGGUGUGUCUGCAGUAUUAUCGAUUGGAGUUUCUGGAGCUGGCCACUGCCUCACCGGCGGUCGUCUGCUGCCGCUGCUCGCCCACUCAAAAGGCACAGGUGGUCGCGCUCAUCCAGAAGCAUACGCGCAAGCGCACCUGUGCCGUCGGCGAUGGCGGCAACGAUGUGAGCAUGAUUCAGCAGGCUGAUGCGGGCGUCGGCAUCGAGGGACGUGAGGGCCGGCAGGCAUCGCUGGCCGGCGACUUUAGCAUUCCGCAGUUCUCGCACAUUGCCAAGCUGCUGCUGAUUCACGGUCGGCGCAGUUACAAACGCUCGGCGGCUCUCUCCCAGUUUGUCAUACAUCGCGGACUGAUAAUUACCACACUGCAGGCAGUAUUCUCGGCGGUGUUUUAUCUGAGUUCGGUGGCUUUGUAUCAGGGCUUCUUGAUGGUCGGCUAUUCCACGUUGUAUACAAUGUUUCCGGUGUUCUCUCUGGUACUAGAUCAGGACAUUACCUCAGAGACGGCAGUCACAUAUCCGGAACUGUACAAGGAUCUCUCCAAGGGACGCAGUCUUAGCUAUAAGACCUUCUUCAUCUGGGUACUGAUCAGCAUAUACCAGGGUGGCGUCAUUAUGUACGGUGCACUCAUAUUAUUUGUGGAUGAGUUUAUACACAUUGUGGCCAUCAGUUUCUCGGCGCUUAUUAUGACGGAACUCAUUAUGGUGGCAUUGACGGUGCGCACCUGGCACAGGCUAAUGGUCUUGGCAGAGCUAUUCAGCUUGGCACUUUAUCUCAUCUCGUUGGCUGUACUGCACGAGUAUUUCGACUGGGAGUUCAUCUGGUCGUACGACUUUCUGUGGAAGGUAUCACUCAUCACGCUCGUGUCCUGCUUGCCCCUGUACAUAAUAAAGUUCUUGCGCAAAAAAUGCUCGCCUCCGUCGUAUUUGAAACUGUCUUAGAUGUGGUGGAACCAAGGCAAACCGAGCAAGCGACAAAUUUUGAAUAUAAUGAAAUAUCUCUAUUUUUGUUAAAUUAUAUUGCACUUCUUUUGUAAGAUUGAUUUUGUUUUUGCAUACGAUUCUGUUGUUGUUUUUUUUGUCCAAGUUCUGCCAACCACACAAACCGCAUACGUGAUAUAAAGUGUAAUUACUUAACUUUCGCAGUCUCCCUUUAUUGUUUUGUAUGUAUCAUUUGAUAAAUUACUCGAAACGUGAAGUGAAGUGGAAAGGAAAGGAAAUGAAAGGAAGGGAAAGUGAUUAUGUAUACAUUUAAAGGAUGUUUAAUGUUUAAGUCGCAGUAAACCAAAUUAUGUUACUAAUUAUUUAAUAAAAAUGUAAUAAUAAAAGUAAAACUAAAUGUAUCUAUGACUAUAAACUGAAAAUCAAUUAUAAAUGUAUGAAACUAAAAGAAAACGACAAAUAGAUUUUGUAUUAAGUAUUAGAACUCACAACAUAUAUUAAUAAAUGUAUGAAAACUA